Messenger RNA from Engraulis encrasicolus (European anchovy), 5621 nucleotides. RefSeq lists its product as uncharacterized. NCBI's taxonomy places the organism in Eukaryota, Metazoa, Chordata, Actinopteri, Clupeiformes, Engraulidae. The transcript has 19 exons. The record is from RefSeq and is a predicted model, not a curated record. Bases 114 to 4442 code for a protein of 1442 amino acids.
GCGGCUGUAAACAAACCAGUAGACAACAUUGGAAGUCGAACGCAGGAGUUGAUUAUCUUCGCUUUGGACUUUCAUGCUGCAAAUGUGUGGGGUCCACAUGGUCACUCAGCAUUAUGGAAUUGAACUGUGAGUUGGAGGUGGAAGAUUUGGAAGAGGAAGUAAACAUGGAAGAAGAUCCUGGUGGCAUGGCUGAUUUUGAAGAGGACGUUGGCUCAAGACGAGAGAUAAAAAUGGAAGAAGACACCAGCUCAAGCUCAAGACAAGACAUAAUGAAAACGGAAGAAGGCAUUUGCCCAAGAUGGGAGAUGAAAGUGGAGGAAGAGGCGGUUGCCAUUGCUGAUGGUAUGACCACAACACCUGUGGUGGAUGUCAAAAUAGAAGACUCAGAUCAUCUACAUAUGUAUUCAACAGAGUUGAAACAGGAAGUGAAAGAAGAAGAGGGACGAAAGCCUUUUGUUGCGGACCACGUCAAACCAGAAGACACCUGUAUUCGCCCCAUCGAUUCCACAGCAGAGAUCUCUGUAACAUUAAAAGAGAAGGAGGAUAUGAUGGGGCAAGAAGAGGAGGAGGAAGAGGAAGAGGAAGAUGGAGGAACGUGGCCUUCAGAGGAGCCAGCAGGGGAACCUCUCCACAAUGUCCAUACUCUUACAAGUGAUUCACUAAGCAUGAAGCAACCCAACGACGCACGCAAAUCUCCGGCGAAAAGAAGAAAAGGAAAGUGUCGCCAGUGCAUAAAAUGCGGCAUGACAUUUAAACUGAACAAUUUACGGACGCAUCAAAAAACUUGCGCCGGGAAGAAAUUCCAGUGUGAUUUGUGUGAAAAGGCCUUUGGAACGAAGAGUUCCCUCGUGAAGCACCAGAGAUUCAGUCAGUGCACGGCAGCAGCAGAGACACCAUAUCAGUGCACCGCAGCAGCAGAGACACCAUAUCAGUGCACCACAUGUGGAAAGUUCUCGGGGAAAGACAGUGGAAAUCAGGACGAUGCCACCACAGAUAAGCCGUCAUGUGGAUGUUCGAGGAACAUUGCAGACGCCAGUCACCGGCUCGCGCACAUUGCAAACUUCAGACCAAUCAAGCCCAAAGUUGUUGUUCCUCAAGCUGUAGUAGCACAAACUCAAAAUCUCACUUUAGUCAACCCACACAAUGGUGUCGGUGCCCAGUCCGAGUCGCAGGCUCAAAACCUGACUUUCAUCAACCCGGCUGACGGCGUCAGGGUUGACACCCAAUCCGGAUUACACAUGCUGAUUAUUGUACCCCGAAAGGACACCGCUUUCCCUGUUGUGGCUGCUGCCGCCGCCGCAGAGAGUCCAGGUCGUUUGGUUGCCGAGGGAACCCCCAGUCGUGCUGUUGCUGAGGGCAACAGUCGUUUGGUUGCUAAGGCCCCUGGUCGUCGUUUGGUUGCCGAGGUUCCCGCGGGUCGUUCUGUUGCCGAGGUUCCUGACGGCGGCCAUUCGUCAAGGCCAUUGCCCAUGGCCGUCUGCGACAAAGCCGAAAAGGACGUGGAUUUCUUCUUGAAAUUCAAUUUCCUGAAUUUGUCUUUCGAGCAGCAGCUCCGGGUGUUGGAGAGGGGCCGGCCGACGCCUGACGUCAGCAUCACGCAGACGAAAUCCACCGGAGUGCGGACGUUCAACAAGCAGCACUUCACCAAAACAGAGUGGCUCACUGCCAGCCCCACCACCUCCAAGCUGUUCUGCUGGCCGUGUCUGCUGUUUGACAAGUUGGCGGGCAACCCCUGGGUCUAUGGUGGUUAUGCUGACAUGGUGAAUUUGGGCCGGGCCAUUGAGAGACACGAGAAGUCCAGAGCACACAUAGUGGCCACAAUGAAGCUGAAGGUGUUUGGCAAGGAGAGGGGGGAGGUCGACCAGGAGGCUGAGCAGAGUCGCUCCAAGCAGCACAACGCCCAGGUGUCCAAGAACAGAGAGGUGCUGAAGAGAUUCAUCUCCGUAGUAAUAUUCCUGGCCAAACAAGGGAUUCCCUUUCAAAGACUCCGCGACUACGACAGCGAUGAGGAUGAGGAAGAAGAUGAAGAGGAUGAUGAUGAUGAUGAUGAGGAUGGCGUGCGUAGCAGAGACAGAAGGAAAAGUAGCCUGAUCAGGAAGAGGAUGAGUAACCAUGACAACUACACCGGGCUGGUCCACUUGCUGGCGGAAAUGGAUGAGCCUCUCGCUGCUCACCUGGACGCCUCGUCUCCGUGGGCGACGGAGUUCGUGGGGGCGUCGAGCGUGGCGGUGCAGCGCGAGCUGAUCAGGUCCGUCGCCACGGUGAUCCAGAGGGAGGUGGACGCCGCCAUCAGCACCGCGCCCUUCAUAGCGGUGCAGAUGGACGACUUCUUCGAAGUCACUGGGGUCACAGGUCAGCUGAGCGUCAUCAUUCGUCACGUCGACCAGAGGGGCGCUGUCUGCGAGAGGUUCCUCAGCUUGACUGACCUCGUCUGCAAUGACAAAGAGCGUUUCGCGGAUGCCCAGGCGAUCUCUGCGGCGAUCCUCGCGGCCGUGGAAGUGUACGAGCCUGCGGCGAAGCUCAUCUGCCUAUCGCACGACGGGACUAGCUGCAUGACGAGUGGCCUGAAAGGCGGCACAGUGGGCCAGAGGCCGGUCCGCGUCCAGGCCCUGGUGAAGGAGAGCUGCCCCCAUGUCCAGGUGCUGCACUGUUACGCCCACGAGCUGACACAGGUGUUGGCCCAGGCUCUGUCCGCCCUGCUUCGGCCAGUCAGCCUCUUCUUCGGACAGCUGGAGGGAUUCCUGAACUUCUUCUCUGUCUCGCAUGAUCGCGCAGCUUUGCUCAGGGAGGUCGACCCGUCACUUGUGGACAUCGAUGUGUGCGAAGAGAGCGACGGCGAAACCUCUGGAGACUCCCGAUUGACAGUUCGUCUUGGGGAUUUCAAGCGGCGUGCGGUGCAUGUGGUCAGCGAGGGGCGUGACGCGCUGCUCGACGUGUUGGAGCGCGUCCUACGGCAGCCCGGCCGGGACACGGACUCCAUCUGGCGCAGCUCCGUACUACUGGACUACCUCGACAGCUUUGACUUCCUCUUCCUGCUCCAGACGUUUAAGAAGGUCUUUGACAUCGUGGCGCCUCUAGUGGAGGAGCUAAAGCACUCUGAGGCCAAUCAGCAGGGCUGGACGCCGCCGCGACAGGUCGGAGCCGUGUGCGCGAAGCUCACCGGCACACUUCGCACCGCAGAGAGCUUCCAAGCCGUCUUCAGUCUCACAAAGGAGAUGGUGGACUCCCCUAGCGACUGUGACGAUGACGAUGGCUAUGACGAUGACGACAGGCGCCGCAAGAAGCCCAGUCAAGACAAUAGUAGCAAGGCUGUGAAGGCAGCAGACUCAAGUGCAAUUCAGGGCAGUAGUAUCAAGAUCGAGGAGGCAGCGGGUUCCAGUCAAGACGCUAGCAAGACUCCAGAGGCAGCAGGGGCAGGUACGGUUCAGGGUAGUAGUACGGAGGCAGCAGUGUCCAGUCAAGACAGUAGCAAGACCGCAGGGGCAGCAGUGUCAAGUCCGGCUCAGGGCAGUAGUGGCAAAACCACGGAUAGCCAGGGCAGUAGUGGCAAGACCAAAGAGGCAGCAGAGUCACGUCAAGACAGCAGCAGCAAGACCACAGUGGCGGCUAAUUCCAGUCAGGUUAGUAGAAAGAUUGUGGAGGCAGUAGACUCAGGACAGGGCUGUGGUAGUAGCAAGGCCACAGACAGUAGUAAGAGUGUGGAGGACAGUCAGGUGCAGGGGAGUAGUAUCAAAGCCACAGACAGUCAGGGCAGUUGUAGCAGCCUCAAGAGGGGUUGGCAGGGCAAUAGCAGCAGUAGCAAGAGCGGCAAGGCCACCGCAAAGGCAUCUGGAGUGGACCGGUACCAGUGCCUCUUCUUCCAGGUCAUCGACGGCACAGUGUCGCUGCUGAGGGAAAGGUUCGCCGACGCCAAGAGCCUGCGGUUCUUCCCCCUCCUGGACCACACACGCUUUGCUGACUAUAACGGGAGGGACGGGUUCCCCGAUUUUGAACUAAAGAAGCUGCUGGACGUUUACCCUUCGCUGUUUGACCAGUCCAGGCUGCGUAAUGAGCUCCUGGCUCUCUACGACAACGCUGCCUACCACAAACGGCCAGGAGACCUGCUACGCCGCCUCAUAGACGACCAGCUGCUCACCACCCUCCCGGAGGUGACGCGGCUCUGCCAGCUCGUGCUGACGUUCCCCGUCAGAGCCCCGUCUACGCCAAGCGGGUUGCCGUCGGCGUCUUGUCUGGAGAGAUUAGAGUCGUACCUGCGCAAAACGACGUCGUCAUCGGCGCCCUCUGGAGACCUGGAGGAGGAUAGCUGCUGCGGCGACCUGUGCAAGAUCGCCAUGGGGACGGCCGUGAUAGAGUCGCUGGAGAUGAAGAACCAACUGAAUGACCGAGUCAUUGAUCACUUCGCCACGGCAACAAGUAGCUCAAUGCCCCUACUGUACGAGUAGCUGUACGAUCAAGUUAUCGACCCAGGGCUGGACUGGCCAUCUGGCAAAGCGGACAUUUCCCGUUUUUUAUUUAUUUUAUUUUUUUACAUUUCUUAAAAUAGGGGACCACGAGGGUCCACAGUGAGUCAGUUCUGCACCACUAAUUAUGAGGGGGGGCCUCUAAUCCAAAAAUGUCCGGGCCCCAGAAGUAGCUCAGUGCCUUUACUGUAUAAAUAGCUGUACGAUCGAGUUAUCGACCACUUCGCCACGGCAGCAACUAGCUCAGUCCCACUACUCUAUGAGUAAAUGUGUGGAGAAAACUGUUUGAAAAAAAAAAAGAUAUGUUUUGGCCUUUUUCUCUUGUAUUAAGCAGACAGGACAGUUGAGAGAGACAGGAAAUGAGUGGGGGGGAAGGAUCGGAACUCUGGUCGGAAUAAAAAAAAAACAAAAGUCAUUUUGCAACAAAACUUCAAAUACUGUUCGGAUUAUUCUGUUCUUGAAUGCUGUGUUGGUGAAGUUAGCCUAAUCAGUUCAUGUUAAAAAGAUAAAGGCAAAAGAAACAUUAAAAAGCCCUUGGUAUCAAUAAAGUACCUCUACUUAUGUACUGUAUGUAUAUAUACGGUGUGUAUGUGUGUAGGAGCAAGUGAGCGUAUGUGAGCCAUCAGUGUGUAUGCCAAGUAAAGUUGCCAACUCCUUGGGGAAAAAUAAGGGACACCUCAUUUGCACAUAGAGUAAGAAAGCCAACGUAGGGGUCUAGGGGGAGAAAAUGAUGUAUUUCUUUGAUGCAAUUUCCUGCAUUUUAACCAAUUCUAGGGCAAAUAGUAGCAAAUCCCAUUUCAUUCCCUUUUAUUCCAUUGACAUUUUGAAAACAAGUCUUGAUUCUCACGGUAAUAUGAAACAAAUUGCGUCCCGUUUUAGCUCAAUAGUACCCGUACUUCUGUUUUUAUUUACGGAACGAUUCCGUAUUUCAAGGGUUAGUUGGCAACCCUAAUACAAAGUAUGACCACCCAACUAGAAAAGCAAACAGACAAUUCUCCUUCUGAAUGCUUGCCCAAUACUAACUGAUUGUAUUUUUGUACAUAUGCACAUGGCACUUACCAUAUUGCCUGGCUGUUUAUAAAGAGUUCAAGUGUGGUUUUAUUGUUCUUUUUUUCUCUUGUUUUUAUUGUAAAAUAAAACAUUUGUUCGAGCUUUUUCAGA